Molecule: messenger RNA, 1659 nt
Organism: Venustampulla echinocandica
Lineage: Eukaryota; Fungi; Ascomycota; Leotiomycetes; Helotiales; Pleuroascaceae
Product: putative GCR1-dependent translation factor 1
Exons: 3
Coding region: 1-1659 (552 amino acids)
Biological process (GO): calcium ion transmembrane transport; manganese ion transmembrane transport; Golgi calcium ion transport
Cellular component (GO): Golgi apparatus; fungal-type vacuole membrane
Molecular function (GO): calcium ion transmembrane transporter activity; manganese ion transmembrane transporter activity
Source: RefSeq, a predicted model, not a curated record
AUGAGGUUCCGACGGCGCCCCUCGCCUCUUCUCCUCCUUCUCCUUCCCUCCUUAGCAGCUGCACUGUCAGCCGCUGCUCAGGAGAACAUCGACUCCACCCUUACAAAACCUCCGCAGCCUCGAGAUGCGAAGCUCGGCCCAGACGCCAAACCCACCCCGAUCCCCGAAAUCAAUACGAAAUCAAAGGUCGAGAUAGGGACAAAGGAUGCGCCGGUCGAUGGGAAGGAUGGAAAGCCACACGCGGGCCCCUGGGUUGGCAUAGAGGAGACUAUCCAAAAAGCCCCCAAGAAACCACCAGGAUCCGCGACUGUUAAGGAUAGCGAGUCGGAAUUGUUAUUGGGACCCGGAAACGAAGACCAAAAGAAGUUUCUUGGCCCGGACGGCCAGAAGAUUCCCGCUGUCAACGAUGGGGUGAUGGAUGACCCCCAUAGGGCACCGCCAAAAGAAGGGACAACUGGCACAGAGGGCGGAGUAAGUGAGAAGGAUAAGGCGCGGAAAGCGCACGAAGGGCAGACUGGAGAGAGGCUCGAGAAGAAACCAGAUUCGCCCAAGGCGGCACCUCCGCUGCCGCCGAGUGAGCCAUCCAAGUUGAGGCCAGACAAGGAGAAGGGCGAGAAGAGCGAGAAGAGCAGACCCAAGGACGCCGAUGCCCAUGAUGAUGGCAUCGACAAUCUCGGUGGACUUAAGAAACCAGAGGACCUAGCAGACAGACCGAAAGACCCCCAUCACCCCAUUCCCCCCUCCGCAGACAAGGACCAUCUCGACAUCUCCAAGCCAAAAACGAAACCCCCUUCCAACUUCCCGAAUACCGCGCCCGAAGACGACAAUGAGAGCAUCAUCCAGCCCCUCCAUUCAUACCUUUUAUCCCUAACUAUGAUUCUCGUUUCUGAAAUCGGCGACAAAACCUUCCUGAUCGCCGCUCUCAUGGCCAUGAAACAUGACCGACUCGUUGUCUUCUCCGCGGCCUUUUGUGCCCUCCUCAUCAUGACCGUUCUCUCUGCCGUGCUAGGUCACGCGGUGCCUACCCUCAUCCCUGAACGAUUCACUCAUUUCCUAGCCGCAGGACUAUUCCUCGUCUUUGGAGCGCGGAUGCUAAAAGAGGGGUUGGCGAUGAGCCCAAAUGAGGGCGUUGCCGCCGAGAUGCAGGAAGUUGAGAUGGAGCUGGAGGAGAAGGAGCACCUAGCACGACGAGAAAGCCGUCGACGCUCCUCCGUCUCUCCCUACACCCUGGAGAUGGGUCUUGGAGGCUCGAGAAAGCCACGCUCAGGGUCCCGUAUCCCAUCCCUACCGGGAAGUCCAGAUUCAAGCCCCGACCGCUCGCCUUCCCCCGCUGGGUCAAAUCUCAGAACAGCGCUUAAUGGGUUAAGUAAUCUCUUCGGUCUGCUCCUCAGUCCAGCGUGGGUACAAACAUUUGUCAUGACAUUUCUGGGAGAAUGGGGCGAUCGUAGCCAAAUUGCUACCAUUGCUAUGGCUGCUGGGGCAGAUUACUGGUGGGUUACGGGUGGUGCUGUAAGCGGACAUGCGAUUUGUACCGGCGUGGCUGUUAUUGGAGGAAGGGCCAUUGCUGGUAAAGUCAGUUUGAGGGUUGUCACCCUGGGAGGCGCAAUAGCUUUCAUUGUCUUCGGCCUCAUUUACGGAUUAGAAGCCCUGUACGCAUAA